CCGCACACGUCCGGUCCAUCGUACGUACACUAGAUAGAUAGAGUACGGAGUAGAAUACAAUAAUAAUAAUAAUACUAUACGGAAAGCAUAGCCGCAGUAUCAUGCACGCAAAUCAAUUGGGUAGUUAACGAGCGAGAAAGACGGGUCAGGGAUGGGGUUUACUAGUCACAGUCAGUCACAGCGCUCUAGCUAGCUAUUGUAUCCUUCUUCUCCAUCUCUUCGUGCAGCAGACGCCGUCUCCGGAUCCUCAAAGACGUCCAAAUGGAAAGCGCCCGGGCCGUGGCCGUGGCCGUGUUCCAUUCCCGCCACCAGCUGCAGCCACCAUCUAUCCAUCCAUCUCCUUCCGUCUCGAGCUGUAACACAUCAGCGUCUGAAAACAAACUGUAAUCCACGCGCGAUCGCCAUCGCGUAUCGUCUCCUUCCAGCAAACCCCCGGCCGCGCGCUAUAGCUUCCACCGCCGCCCACGUUCCUCUCAGUCUCACCACCGUCGCGGCCAAUCCUCGCGGACCUAUAUCAGGUCCCUGGACCACUGCGACUCCUUCUUCGCUUAACGAAUUCUCCUCCGUCCUCCCUGUCGCCGCCGCACUGCUCCUCCUGCGCAGACGUUGUAUCGUAGCGCGCUGCCUCUUGCACCGAUCGAUCAAUAUCCACUCGCCACCGGUCGCCUCGCCGGUGCCGGCAAAUGCGGUGGGCGCCCGGCGCCAGCGCCAGCGCCGGGCGGGCGGUCUACGUCGUCCUCGUCGCGGCGCUGUGGUGCGCCUCGCUCGUCCCGCGCGCGGCGGCGCAGGCGGACCUCGCGGCGGACCGGGCGGCGCUGCUCGCGUUCCGGGCCGCGGUGGGGCCGCGGCUCCCGUGGGACGCGGCGGCGCCGUGCGGGUGGCGUGGCGUCACGUGCGACGCCGCCGGCGCGCGCGUCGUCGCGCUGAAGCUCCCCGGGGAGAGCCUCAUCGGUGCGGUGCCGCUCGGGACGAUCGGCAACCUCACGGCGCUGCGGGCGCUGUCGCUCCGACUCAACGCGCUCUCCGGCGGGAUCCCCGCCGACAUCGGGAGCUGCGCGGAGCUCAGGUACCUGUACCUCCAGGGCAACCGGCUCGAUGGGCAGAUACCGGAAGGGUUCUUCGGCCUCCGGUUGCUGCAGCGGCUCGACCUCUCCAACAACCGCAUCGCCGGCGAGGUCUCGCCGGACUUCAACAGGCUCCAGAGGCUCGCUACUCUGUACUUGGAGAACAACAGCUUGAAUGGCACGCUGCCGUCCGACCUUGACCUCCCGAAGCUUCAACUCUUCAACGUGUCGGGAAACAACUUCACCGGCCCUGUUCCCGAUUCGCUCGUCCGGAUGCCAGCCAGCGCCUUUGAUGGGACAGGGCUCUGUGGCGGCCCUCUAGCGCCGUGCCCAACCCCUCCUUCGCCGCCGCCUGCUCCGGCCGCUGCUAAUGGUAGCAACAGCAGGAAGCUCUCCACUGGCGCGAUCGCCGGCAUUGCUGCGGGUGGUGCCGUGGCGUUCUUGGUUUUGAUCGCCGUGAUAUUCUUCCUCUGCUUUCGGUGUCACAAGACAAUAGCUGAAAAAUCCGCGGCGGCGGCGGCCGACGGCGACCUGGACGCGUCUCCUGAGUCGGUCACCGUGGCGAGCAUGGACAAGAAGAGCGGCACGAGGCGGUCCUCGCAGGCCACGGCGGCCGGCAACGGCAAGAAGCUGGUGUUCUUGGGAGCGGCGCCGGACGCGCCGUACGAUCUGGAGUCGCUUCUGCACGCGUCGGCCGAGGUGAUCGGGAAGGGGUGGCUGGGCACGACGUACCGCGCCAUGCUCGAGGGCGGCGCCGCCACCGUGGCCGUCAAGCGGCUGAGGGCGGCACCCAUCCCGGAGCGGGAGUUCCGGGACAAGGUGACGGCGCUGGGCGCGCUCCGGCACGAGAACCUGGUGCCGGUCCGCGCCUACUUCUACAGCCGGGAGGAGAAGCUCAUCGUGUACGACUUCGUGGGCGCCGGCAGCCUCUGCUCCCUCCUCCACGGCAGCAGCAGCAGCGGCGCCGGCGCGAGCCCCGCGCGGCUCGACUUCGCCGCGCGGGCGCGCAUAGCGCUGGCGGCCGCGCGCGGCGUCGCGUUCAUCCACGACGCCGGCGACCGCGCCCGCUCGUGCCACGGCAACAUCAAGUCGACCAACGUCCUCGUCACCGAGACGCGCGACGGCGCCUACGUGACCGACCACGGCAUCCUCCAGCUCGUCGGCGCGCACGUGCCGCUGAAGCGCGUCACCGGGUACCGCGCCCCGGAGGUGACCGACCCGCGCAGGGCGUCGCAGGAGACGGACGUGUACGCCUUCGGCGUGCUGCUCCUCGAGCUGCUGACGGGGAAGCCGCCGGUGAACUCGGUGCCCGGGAGCACCGACGGCGUGAACCUGCCGAUGUGGGUGCGCACGGUGGUGCAGGAGGAGUGGACGGCCGAGGUGUUCGACGCCAGCAUCGCGAUCGAGGAGCGCGUGGAGGAGGAGAUGAUGCAGCUGCUGCGGCUCGCCGUGGACUGCACGGACGAUCGACCCGACCGGCGGCCCCGGAUGGCCGAGGUGGUGGCGAGGAUCGACCUCAUUGUCGAGAGCGCGCUCAUGAAGACCAACACGGAUGACGACUUCCAUAGCAUUUCUCCCUGACAUGGCAGCGUGAUCGUUCUUAGCGAUUCUUCUCUGUGGUUAUUUUCAAAUCUUUGGUUGCACAUAGUGCGGUGAUGUUAAUAAUGUUCAACAUGUUCAUAGGAUUUUUGUCAAAAACAAAACAUGUUCAUAGGAUUUGUGAUUCUUCAUUAUAGUAUUUGUGUAUGAAGGCAUGCUACAA
Sorghum bicolor (sorghum) is the source of this 2826-nucleotide messenger RNA. Its product is annotated as probable inactive receptor kinase RLK902. The record is from RefSeq and is a predicted model, not a curated record. Gene Ontology annotation, biological process: protein phosphorylation. Bases 684 to 2645 code for a protein of 653 amino acids. The transcript has a single exon. Lineage: Eukaryota; Viridiplantae; Streptophyta; Magnoliopsida; Poales; Poaceae. Gene Ontology annotation, molecular function: protein binding; ATP binding; protein kinase activity.